AACCACACUCGGCAAAAAACAUCUAGAAUUAUUUCCUGUUAUUUGCAGCUCCGAUUCGAUGGCAACCAAUCCUAAGGUCUUCUUCGACAUGGCGAUCGGCGGUCAGCCGGCCGGUAGGAUCGUCAUGGAGCUUUACGCUGACACCACCCCUAAGACUGCGGAGAACUUCCGUGCUCUCUGCACCGGCGAGAAGGGCGUCGGCCGCAUGGGCAAGCCCCUGCACUACAAGGGCUCUUCCUUCCACCGUGUGAUCCCGGGAUUCAUGUGCCAGGGUGGAGACUUCACCGCCGGAAACGGCACCGGAGGCGAAUCCAUUUACGGUGCGAAGUUCGCCGAUGAGAACUUCCAGAAGAAGCACGUGGGCCCUGGAAUCCUCUCCAUGGCUAAUGCUGGACCCAACACCAACGGAUCUCAGUUCUUCAUCUGUACCGCCGAGACUUCAUGGCUCGAUGGGAAGCACGUCGUGUUCGGUAGGGUCGUUGAAGGGAUGGACGUAGUGAAAGCUGCUGAGAAGGUCGGAUCGGGAUCUGGAAAGACCUCGAAGCCUGUUGUGGUCGCCGAUUGCGGUCAACUCUCUUAGAUCGUGCUCUUCAUCGGUGAUUAUGGAGACUUAGAUCUGCCUAGUAGUUUGAAUUUGGGUCUAGUGUCGUUGUCUUUACCUUGAUCUGUGUUUUUUCUUCUUAUCGGGAGUGAUCUCUGAGACUUUUUUACGUGUUGGAGUAAACUGCCAUAAAUAAGUUAGGGUUUGGUUAAUGUCUGUUAUCGUUUUCGAUCGGCUGUUUCUUGGAUUUAACAGUGGUUUUAUCUGGACUGAUGAAUAGUGGAUGUGGUAUUAUCUGAUGCAUAUAAACUACUGUGCUUUAUCUAUCGUGUUUUGGUGGA
Messenger RNA from Tripterygium wilfordii, 882 nucleotides. Its product is annotated as peptidyl-prolyl cis-trans isomerase. Gene Ontology annotation, molecular function: peptidyl-prolyl cis-trans isomerase activity. The record is from RefSeq and is a predicted model, not a curated record. The coding region runs from base 59 to 580 and encodes 173 amino acids. The transcript has a single exon. Lineage: Eukaryota; Viridiplantae; Streptophyta; Magnoliopsida; Celastrales; Celastraceae. Gene Ontology annotation, biological process: protein folding; protein peptidyl-prolyl isomerization.